Molecule: messenger RNA, 746 nt
Organism: Vavraia culicis subsp. floridensis
Lineage: Eukaryota; Fungi; Microsporidia; Pleistophoridae
Exons: 1
Coding region: 1-492 (163 amino acids)
Biological process (GO): rRNA processing
Cellular component (GO): Mpp10 complex; sno(s)RNA-containing ribonucleoprotein complex; nucleus
Source: RefSeq, a predicted model, not a curated record
AUGACUCAAUUAUCUGAGACAGAAAAGAAGUACGUCAAAAAUAAGGAAUGGAUGUAUAAGGGCGAGGCAAAUGCAAAGGAAAGACCGGUGAACUCGUUGCUGAACUGUGAGUUGGAGUUUAAACAGGCAAAAGUUGUUACCAAGCAAAAAGAAAGCGAUGAAAAUGAAAUUUUGAUGUUGGUAAAAGCAAGGCUCCGCGAAAAGAAAUUCGAUAACAUCACAUUUAGAAUAGAAAAUGAUGAUGAAAGCGAUAGUGCACCAAAUUUCAAGCCUUCUGAUGCCAGUGCAGUAUUAAAUUGUGAGGAAGUCGAGGAUUUGUUGGAUGUUCUGAAUGUCGAGCUGAUGAGAAUUAGCGACUUGAAUAACAACAUAUGUGAAUUUAAACGAAUCUCAACCAAGCGAAAGACAGAUGAACAUGCCAAGAAUAGCAAGAGUUCCAAGUCGUCGGCUAUUAAGGAACUCAAAAAACAUAAGAACGUGCAAAUUCUCUAAGUAGCGUUGUAUAAGGGGACCAGCAUCAUUGCACUCAGUUUCUCGUUUGUAAAUGCUGCUUAAUGUGUGACUCGGAUGAACAGGAGUAUAUGGCAGUUCGUAAUACACGUUAUUUUUCGUGUACGUAGCUGUGGUGACCGUAAAAUUAAAAUGUUGGUAACGAUGCGUGUGAUCGCUAUGAAGAAUGGUGGUUAUGAAUGUACUUCUGAUACAGAUUAGUGCUAGUGAAUUGCAAUCAUGAUCACAAAGUACUA